This is a messenger RNA of Penicillium crustosum, 1758 nucleotides long. RefSeq lists its product as uncharacterized. Bases 1 to 1758 code for a protein of 585 amino acids. The transcript has a single exon. NCBI's taxonomy places the organism in Eukaryota, Fungi, Ascomycota, Eurotiomycetes, Eurotiales, Aspergillaceae. The record is from RefSeq and is a predicted model, not a curated record.
AUGACGGCCAAACAACCCGACAGGAGCUUUCUCGAUCUCCCAGGCUCUAUUAGAUUUCGCAUCUACAAUUUUGCAGGGCUGGCUAAUAAUCAGGUCAUCCCCCUCGAUCGCAGACAUCGUGUCGAGGAGCAAUCUGCCCCCAUCUGGGAAGACUCUGACCGCACACUCAAUCUACACCUAGCAGAUUUAACCAUCUAUUCAACCCUUAUACUUAUAUGCCGGGCUACUCAUGAUGAGGUGUCACAUCGCUUCUAUUCUACCAACACGUUCAUCGCUCACGACCUACAAACCUUGGGCCGGUUAAGUCCGCCAUAUCUAGCCUUGCUGACCUCUCUCAAACUCAUCCCCUGCCUUACAAAGCACACGGAUACCCGCAAAGAAUGUACCUGCAUGCCUCUGGGGUUUAUUGAUGACGAUACAAUCUUCGGCCUGGUAAGCCCUUGGGACCAGUCCACCCUCUCGGAGUGGGACUCCAUCAUCAGCAAGAUUGCACCGCAUUUGACAGGUGAUCAACUUGACUUGAGUAUUAUCUGCCAUGUUUACAAUGAAGAUGCUGCAAAAGCGGUUGUGGAACCUCUACGCCACUUCCCUGUCUUAUUUAGCUGCAACAUCCGGCUCGGCCCCCUCAAUCGUCGCAGGUAUGCUAUCCAGAUGAUAGCCAUGGAAGCUGCCAAACAAGCCAUGGGCCAGAUAAAUACCCUGGUGCAACCAUUUCGGUUCCUCGACCUCCCCAGUGAAAUUCGUCUACUUAUUUACGGGUACACCGAUCUCAUCAGUCCGCUCAACAAGCUCCAAUGGGAUCCAGACCAUGGCUAUACACUUGACACAUCAUUCUGCACGCCAAACUGCACCCCACCUUAUGACAAUUGCCAUCCAAGCAUGCACAGGGAUUGCGGGUCUCCUAAUGUCCCCAGAUGCCACUGUCGCCAUGGCUCAUCAUUCUGGCAUGGCGGAAUGCCCUACUGCUGGACAUGCACACAUUACGCCUGCCAAUUCAACACCUGCAAUGCUCGACCCGCAAACGGUACAGAGCUGGGUCUAAGCUGCUGCGGCGCAAAGUCAUCAGCGUAUUCCCCCGCAUGCCAUUGCUGGAAACCACCCGUCGCGCUAUUCAGCACAUCCCGAGCUAUCCGAGAAGAAACACAGCGAGUGUUCUUCUCUCAAAACGAAUUCGAGAUACCCCACUACAAGUCCUUCGCAUACUCAGCCGGAGCCGUAGCCGCACCGGAGAGAUGCGCAGCGGCAAGAUUCCUAGCAGAGGUCGUCCCUGCAGAUAUGCUACCGUACCUCAGUAAACUCACCAUCUCACUCUGGGACUGUGUUAAGACAACAGCGAGAGAAGACUGGAACCAGAUUAUAUCAUACGUCGUCGGUAUAUCUAACCUCCGCUUUCUAUCGAUUGACACUAGGAUGGGCUUCGAGGAGAUCACGCUGGCGACACCGAACAUACGGGAAACACUAUGUAGUGAAGAGGGUCUUGUGGCGGUCAAGAAUGCUAUAACUAGUUACGCUUGGCCGGUUAUGAUUUCGGAGACGGCGGUGCGGUCAUUCUUCGUGAAUGUUGCAUAUAUUUACUCGCUUGACCUCAAGGUGUGCUAUUCAUAUCGGCGUCCCGAGGACCCGGCUGUUCUUGUAGGAAAUGAGCGUGUUGCGGGGGAUAAUUAUGCCUUUGUAAGAGAAUGCGCGGGGCCAGUUGGAGAGCAGGGUAAUGGGAGAUGGCUUGAGGGGUUGCAUCUUUUUGAGGCGGAGUAUCUCUGA